CCCAUUUACACUCCCUAGUCAACAAAACAAUAGAAUAGUAGUAGCUAGUAUACCACUCCCGUCAAACCACAAGAUUUUUCAUCGCAGUGAUUUAUGUAUACGCGUUCUUUGAUUUGUAUUUGUAGACUCAAUCUAAUUAGAGGCCUGUUUCCACUGCCCAUUUCUGAAAAUCUCUCUCUCUCUCUCUCUCUCUCUCUCUCUCUCUCUCUCUCUCUCUAAUAGUGUAUAUAAUCUGAAGUUCUGAACACGUACAUAUAGGCUAGGCUUGGACGGAUCUCCAUUGAUUACCAAUCCAUUUGACUUAGGAAGAAGAAAGUAAUGGGAGGAUCACCAACACCAUCAGUUCUUUAUGCCUUGGCCUUUUUUUUUGUUUCCCUCUUGGGCUUGGUUCAGAUUGUCCGAGCUCAAAAUGGUACUACUCCUCCUUCCGAAGUGAGUGCUUUGAACUCCGUCUUCAACCAAUGGGGAUUAUCAUUAUCCUCAACAAAUUAUCAAUGGAACAUAAGUGGAGAACCAUGCAGUGGAACCGCCAUCAAAACUACCUGGGACGUCUACAAUACAGAUUACAGUCCCGGUAUCAAAUGCGAUUGCAAUGGGACUGUUUGCCACAUUACCCAACUGUGCUAACCCGGAACCAUAGCUUGCAUUGCUUGGCGUGCUUAGAGUGUGGACAUUAUUUUUGAGAGCUAACUGAAGGAGUUAUUUAUUCAUCUUUGUAAAUUUAUUUUGAAAG
This is a messenger RNA of Rhododendron vialii, 733 nucleotides long. Its product is annotated as probable LRR receptor-like serine/threonine-protein kinase At1g56130. The record is from RefSeq and is a predicted model, not a curated record. The coding region runs from base 319 to 627 and encodes 102 amino acids. Lineage: Eukaryota; Viridiplantae; Streptophyta; Magnoliopsida; Ericales; Ericaceae. The transcript has 3 exons.